Lachancea mirantina is the source of this 1242-nucleotide messenger RNA. The record is from the annotation of a GenBank genome assembly. NCBI's taxonomy places the organism in Eukaryota, Fungi, Ascomycota, Saccharomycetes, Saccharomycetales, Saccharomycetaceae.
AUGCUUCAGGACCCCUCGAUUAGGCUCCGCAGUGCUAUCAUUGAUGGGAAUUUACUAAUUGCAAAGAGACUUCUUUCCCGAUUCCCAGAUUACUUGUAUGACAUCGACCCUGAAAACGGAUGGACUUUACUACACUAUGCGUCCUUUUAUGGUAGAUAUCUAGUCUGUGUUCACCUCAUACAGCUAGGGAUCGAUAAUUCAGAGAUCCAACGGACUUUCCAGAACGAUACUGCAAUCCAUCUUGCGCUUCAAAAUGGGCAUGAACAGACUACACAUCUCCUUUUGCAACAUUUCCCGCAAUGCCUCGACUUGAAAGGUCACGCAGGCUCCACACCCGUGGGCGUUGCAUGCGUUACCGAUCAAUAUCGCUGUCUGAAUCUUUUACUGGGCCUUGGAGCCGACUUGAAGUUGCGAGACGACGAAGGUGAUACACCGUUGCAUACUUGCUUAAAGUACGGAAGCGUUAAUUGCUUGCGACUGCUGGUUCUCGAGGGGAACCUUGUUGACGAUACGUUGCGGAAUAAAAGCCAUUGGACGCCUAUGGAUGUUGCACAGACGUUCGACAUUGCAAGGCAAUUCCAGAAGGCCCUGAUAGAGGUCCAUUCUCACACGGUACCGAAGAAACCAAGUUUCCAGUCCAUGAUGUCACCUCAAACAGUUUUCAAAUCGACUUUUGAGACAACUGGGUCUCCCAUAUCGGCUUCGUCGCCCAUGGGCCGUUCUUUUACGUCCCAAUUACCGCCUCUUCCCAAGAUAUCUACCAGCCGCAGGACGUCGCUUGGUAGUCAAACCGUGCGGUCUCCGAGAACCUCGUUUCCGCAACAAAACUCGAGUGGCAGCAAUCCAUCAGCCCCAUCACCGACAUCGCGAUUACCUUCGAAAUCUACUACCUCAAAUACGUUCCAAUCGUCGUCGUCCGCAUCGCUUAAUCGCAGGGAAAGCUCUCAAAGCGUCAAUAGCGAAAGGACACGAAGUUGCGGUCAAAAUGAGACUCUAAGGCAUUUCCCAACCACAAGUACCACUGAGAGCAUAAAUGAGAAUAGCGCAGUGAGUUUGAAAAGUGGUGGUGAGAGUUCAAUUAGACAUACGACUCGAUCAUCUGGCGACGCAGGCAGCGCCAAACUCGAACCAACUACGGGCUCCUCAAGGGAAGGAGAACUGCAAGCAAUCUCUGGACCACCUGAAAACGAUAGAAGGACAAAAAUCUCGCUACUUAACAUCCCGAUUUCUAAAGUUCGGUAG